AUGUCUGCUGGAAAUAUUUUGGCGUAUUGUAAACGGUGCAUGCAAUACCUAAGUAUUUGGAUGGUGGCUUUACUGGCAGCUACUAUCAGCGCGUCGGUUAUCCCGUUUGCCACUGGUCCCACUUUAGUGCUGAAUGAGGGAAACGAAAAUGUGGAACCGCUUUUUAAAUUAGCAUCCAAUGAUGCUUCGUUUAUGAAUAAUUAUCCUGAUAAACCAAAAGAUACUCGAUCUAACAGAAUUUGGAAACGAAACUCUCCAACUCCACCUCAACCCGAUGAUGAUGAUCCUCCCUUUCCCAAAGUUUCCGAUUUUCAAUGA
Messenger RNA from Batrachochytrium dendrobatidis JAM81, 318 nucleotides. RefSeq lists its product as uncharacterized. The coding region runs from base 1 to 318 and encodes 105 amino acids. The record is from RefSeq and is a predicted model, not a curated record. Lineage: Eukaryota; Fungi; Chytridiomycota; Chytridiomycetes; Rhizophydiales. The transcript is spliced from 2 exons.